Molecule: messenger RNA, 1561 nt
Organism: Hibiscus syriacus
Lineage: Eukaryota; Viridiplantae; Streptophyta; Magnoliopsida; Malvales; Malvaceae
Product: tRNA dimethylallyltransferase 9
Biological process (GO): tRNA modification; cytokinin biosynthetic process
Molecular function (GO): tRNA dimethylallyltransferase activity
Source: RefSeq, a predicted model, not a curated record
ACACCCAAAAGUUGAAUCUUUUCACAACACUUUAAUUUUGAGAGAUGAUCCCUAGUGGAAUUUACAACCUUCGCAGCAUUCGGUUGCCUCAAAAACCCAUUUUCCCUUUACUUUGCAAGAGUCGAAAAACCUUAGUUACAAGCUGAACUUCUGUUCCAGUAAACACGAAGAAACAGAAAGUGAUUGUAAUAUCAGGGCCAACUGGGGCAGGCAAAAGCAGGCUUGCUUUGGAACUUGCUAAGCGUCUCGAUGGUGAAAUCAUCAGUGCUGACUCUGUUCAGGUUUAUAAGGGUCUUGAUGUUGGAUCUGCAAAGCUUUCUCCAUCUGAUAGAAAGAAAGUGGCACAUCAUCUGAUAGACAUUUUGCACCCAUCUGAAGACUAUUCUGUAGGACAAUUUUUUGAGGAUGCUAGGCAAGCGACAAGAGAUAUUCUUCAUGGAGGUCGUGUUCCCAUUGUUACUGGUGGGACUGGAUUAUAUUUGUGAUGGUAUAUAUAUGGAAAACCAGAUGUUCCAAAGGCCUCUCGAGAACUUGCAGCUAAAGUAUAUUCUGAGCUUGCUGAUUUUGAGAGGGACGGAGACUGGGAUGCUGCUGUACAGUUUGUGGUUGACGCAGGUGAUCCAAAGGCCCAGUCUUUGGCUGCCAAUGAUUGGUAUCGGUUAAGGCGUAGUCUUGAGAUAAUCAGGUCUAGUGGGUCACCCCCUUCUGCUUUUCAUGUCCCGUAUGAUUCUUUCAAACAUCAAAAUGAACCAAGUGAGUGUUGUGACUUAAAGUCUUCUUCUGGUGGGCUCAAGCAAGAUAAAGUGAAGGAUUUGGACUAUGAAUUCAUUUGUUUUUUCCUUUCAAUCCCCAGACUUGAUCUCUAUAGGCUGAUUGAUCUGCGGUGUGAAAAUAUGCUCUCAUAACCAGAUGGUAUUUUGUCUGAGGCUAGGUGGCCUCUAGAUACACGUAUUCUUCCAAAUUCAAACUCUGCAACUCGAGCAAUUGGUUAUAGACGGGCAGUGGAAUACCUACUGCAUUGUAGGGAACAAGGGGGCAUGAGUUCCACUAGAGAUUAUUAUUUUUUAGCUGAAUUUCAGAAAGCUUCUAGGAAUUUCGCCAAAACACUGACAUGGUUCCGAAUUGAGCAUAUUUAUUACUGGCUCAAUGCUUCUAGACCACUGGAUAAGGUGCUUAACUUCAUUCAGGAUUCGUACCAUGUCCAAAGCGAGACUCUAUAUGUGCCUGAAUCACUCCAAAUGAAAAAAGACAUGUCGAGCAAGCAAGAAGCUUUUGAUCUAAAGGCUUAUCGUGCUAAGAACAGGCAUUUUGUCCACCGCGAAGAUUGCUCCGAUAUCCUAGACUGGAUAAGGAGAACUCAAGGGGUGCAGAGCUGAGGUUAUUCUUUCAAUUAAUUUGAUGUGGCUCCAUUUUGUUCUUAUUGAACUGGACAUCAGACAUCCUUAUCAUCCUAGCUGUUUGCUAAGGUGUGAUUUUGAACUAUUGCUUUCUAAAAAUCUGUUGAUUCUUUCUUAGUAUUCUCCUUAAUGACUUGCAUGAUAUUUUCGUGCAACCAUGGUCU